This is a messenger RNA of Tripterygium wilfordii, 1946 nucleotides long. RefSeq lists its product as uncharacterized. The record is from RefSeq and is a predicted model, not a curated record. Bases 182 to 1690 code for a protein of 502 amino acids. The transcript has 10 exons. Lineage: Eukaryota; Viridiplantae; Streptophyta; Magnoliopsida; Celastrales; Celastraceae.
ACCCCUAACGUUUUUUUUUUUUUCAGGCGUCGGAAGCUUAACAACGACGCAAUGGAAGCUUAACAACGACGCAGUUAGAGGCUUAAUCGCUUCGGAGUUUUGACAAACCGAGACAUAUGAAUCACCAAAGCUCGAUCAGUCCUUCCACUCUCUUUGUUUACACAAACGCGGAGGGAGACCGAUGGGCGCUUCUUCUCCCACUUCUCUUCUUCUCCUCGUUUACUUUUUACUCUUUUUGCCGAACCUCGCUCAUGCAUCUGACAAGACAACUCUGAGAGUCUCAGGAAUUAACCUAGAACAUCCGGUUCUAGAUAUCACUCCACGUUACAUAUCCAGGCAUUUAUCUGUUCGUGGUUCAAAAGAUACUUUGUUGUGUGAACGCGUCCAGGUUUCUGGUCACUCCAGAUUGACACUCGCAAGUUAUGCCUCUGCAUUUCGAGUUACCUUGAUUCCAUCUGUUGAAAUUCCAGAGAGACUGCAUGGUAAAAUUCAGAUUUGUUUUCACCGGAAUUCUUCAGUUGGAUUGUGUCAAUGCGAAAAGGAUGAGUGGAAAACUCUUCAGAAGGGGCUAUGGAGCUCUGUCAUGUCACCUUAUGUGAGCAGAUAUGUUGAUGUGAAGUUCAGUGGUGAUAUAUCUGGUUCUGUCCGAGUUUCUGUUGAAGAAGAUUCUCAGCGGUGGCGUCUCCUGUUUCUAGCUGUGGGAUUCGUUCUACUGCUGUCCGCUCCCAUUGUCAGCAGUUGGGUUCCUUUUUACUAUAGCACGUCAAUGGUCAUUGGAGUUCUUCUCGUUAUUAUAAUUCUUCUUUUCCAGGGAAUGAAGUUAUUGCCAACUGGAAGGAAAAAUUUCUUCUAUCUUACCAUAUAUGGAUCACUGGUUGGAGUGGGUUCUUUUCUCUUACAUCAAUUCUCGAUGUUCGUGAAUUCUGUUCUUAAUAGUUUUGGGCUGAGUGAAGAGAUGUACAAUCCGGUCUCCAUAUUUGUACUAGUAGGAAUUAUUCUUGCAGGAGCAGCUCUAGGUUACUGGAUGGUCAGGAAAUUUGUAAUCUCCAACGAUGGAACUGUGGAUGUUGGCAUUGCGCAAUUUGUGAAAUGGGCAAUGCGCAUUAUUGCUGCCACCUUAAUCUUUCAGAGCACUCUUGAUUCUCUUCUAGCAAUGGGCUCCUUUGUAACCUGCUAUGCAGUGUGCUCUCUGAUAACUUCCCCAAAGUGGUUUCAUUCAAGUAAAAGGACAGGACGGGUGAUGAUGAAGCACAACCAUGCAGAAUUUCUUGGCAGGUCCCCACAAAAUGGCUCUGGUGGGAAGAUGUGGAACAGUCCGAAGCGUUCAUAUGCUUGGUCUGAUUCUCCUGUAAAAGCAGGUGUGAUAUCGUCAUCUACUCAUCCAGGGACAAGGACUAGGCGGGAUUACUAUUCAACCUUCCACCAGAUGCAAAUGCGAAAGAAGUUCACGAAGAAAGAGUGGGAAGAUUUUACUGAAGUAUCGACUCGGCAGGCUGUAGCUGAAUUGUCUGCAUCUCCAGAGUUCACUGAUUGGAUCAUUAAUAAUGCUAACCGAAUACAGCUCGUUCCUGAUGACUAUAGUUCAGAUAGUUCAGAGGAAAGAGCGGGAAGUGAGUCGGAUUCCACAGACGAGAAGACUAACGUAGGUAGCUGCAAGCAAUUCAGGUGGUUUAAUUGGUUUUGUGACUAGAGUAGUAAGAGAUACACUGAAGCCACAGAUUUAGGAAAGUUAACAUCAUGUAGCUUGAUCGAGAAAUCUCUGUAUGGUUUCUGCAAUUAUUCAACAGUGUAAAAGUGGGUUCUGGUGUAUGUCUGUAUGUAGGUAGAUUUAAUUUCUACUGAAUAUUACAUGGAGCUGAAAGACCAUUGCAUGCUUUCAUUGUGAGUGGAUGUUGGAAGUUUUUUUGUUCUUUAUAAUCAAAGCCUCGAUGCAGUGUUUUGCAUGA